UGAGUGUUUAUCUCUAUCUCCCAUUUUCCAACUUGUAUUCCAAUAUACAACUCCUUCUCUUUUUUCAAUCAAAAGUAGUAUUCCUGAAGAUGGCUGAUGCCUUUGUGUCAUUUGCAGUUCAAAAAUUGGGUGAUUUCCUCAUACAGGAAGUUUCCCUGCGAACAAGUCUGAGAAAUGAAGUUAAGUGGCUGAGAAAUGAGCUACUCUUCAUACAGUCAUUCCUCAGAGAUGCAGAACAAAAGCAAAGUAGAGAUCAAAGAGUUCAACAAUGGGUCUUUGAGAUCAACUCUAUUGCUAAUGACGCUCUCGCUAUACUCGAGACUUAUAGCUUCGAGGUUAGUAAAGGUGACGAUGCUAGAUUUGCUAGUCGUCUCAAGGCUUGCACUUGCAUCUGCAGGAAGGAGAAGAAAUUCUACAAUGUCGCCAAGGAGAUCCAAUCACUCAAGCAACGAAUCAUAGAUAUUUCUCGCAAACGAGAGACUUAUGGUAUAACAAAUAUCGAUAAUAAUACAGGAGAAGGACCAAGUAAUCGGACAAACAAUCAGUCUGCAACACUGAGGAGAACUACCUCCUAUGUGGAUGACCAGGAUAACAUUUUUGUUGGAUUUCAGGAUGUUGUACAAACAUUGCUAGCUGAAAUUCUCAAAGCAGAGCCUCGUAGAAGCGUCAUCUCCAUUUAUGGAAUGGGCGGAUUAGGCAAGACCACUCUUGCUAGAAACCUCUACACAAGUCCUAAUAUAGUCUCUUGCUUCCCUACACGCUCUUGGAUAUGUGUUUCUCAAGACUACAACACAAUGGAUCUUCUUAGGAAUAUCAUAAAAUCCAUCGAAGGUCGCACCAAGGAAACUCUAGAUUUGUUGGAAAGGAUGACACAAGGAGAUCUAGAAAUUUACCUUCGUGAUCUUUUAAAAGAAGGCAAAUACCUUGUGGUGGUUGAUGAUGUAUGGCAGAGAGAAGCAUGGGAGAGUCUGAAAAGAGCAUUCCCAGAUAGCAAGAAUGGCAGCAGAGUUAUUAUUACCACUCGCAAAGAGGAUGUCGCUGAAAGAGCAGACGACAGAGGUUUUGUCCAUAAACUUCGUUUCCUAAGCCAAGAAGAAAGUUGGGAUCUCUUUUAUAGGAAACUACUUGAUGUUCGAGCAAUGAUUCCAGAAAUGGAAAGGUUAGCUAAAGAUAUGGUGGAAAAGUGUGGAGGCUUACCUCUUGCAAUUGCUGUAUUGAGCGGAUUACUUUCUCAUAAAAGGGGGCUAGACGAAUGGCAAAAGGUGAAAGAUCACCUUUGGAAGAACAUUAUUGAAGAUAAAUAUAUUGAAAUCUCCAACAUACUAUCAUUAAGCUACAGCGAUUUGUCAACUGCACUCAAGCAGUGUUUUCUCUACUUUGGUAUUUUUCCAGAAGAUCAAGAGGUCCGUGCUGAAGACAUAAUACGGCUGUGGAUGGCCGAGGGUUUCAUACUAAAUGGAGAAGAAAGAAUGGAGGAUGUCGCUGAAGGCUUCUUGAAUGAGUUGAUAAGACGAAGCUUGGUUCAAGUUGCAGAUACAUUUUGGGAAAAAGUUGUUAAAUGUAGGGUUCAUGAUUUACUUCGUGAUCUUGCCAUACAAAAGGCAUUGGAGGUAAACUUCUUUGACAUUUAUGAUCCAAGAAACCACUCCAUCUCCUCUUUAUGUAUCAGACAUGCCAUUCAUAGUCAAGGAAAAAGGUACCUCUCACUAGAUCUUUCUAACUUGAAGUUGAGGUCAAUUAUGUUCUUCGAUCCAGGUUUUCCUAACAUGAGUCUUGUAAACUUCAGUAGUGUGUUCCAAUAUAUAUAUGUGUUGUACUUGGAUAUUGAAGGUGAUAUUAUGCCUGAUGCCAUAGGGAGUUUGUACCACCUCAAGUUCUUAAGUUUGAGAGGUAUCCGUGGUGAUCUUCCCUCUUCCAUUGGCAACCUCAAGAAUUUACAGACACUUAUUGUCACUGGAAAUGUACUUCCAUUCAAACUACCCCCCGAGACAGCUGACCUAAUAAAUCUAAGACAUUUAGGUGUUUGGUAUUCAGAACCUCUGUUACGUAUAAGCAAACUCACAAGUCUCCAAGUUCUAAAAGUGGUUUGUUGUGAUCAGUGGAAAGAUGUUGACCCUGUUGGUUUAGUCAAUCUUCGAGAAUUACGCAUGUCUAAAAUUACCAAAUCUUACACCCUAAACAACAUUAGUAGCUUGAUAAACCUUACCACUCUUAAAUUAUUGUGUAAAGAUAAUGAAAUAUUCCCAGCCCUUGAAUUUCUUAUUUCUUGUCAAAAGCUCCAGAAAUUGUGGUUAAAAGGUAGAAUAGAGAAACUGCCUCUGUUUCCAAAUUCCAUCACAAUGAUGCUUCUUUGGGACUCAAAGCUCAUGGAAGAUCCGAUGCCUAUUUUGGGAAUGCUGCCAAACCUAAGGAAUCUCAUUUUGGAUAGAGCUUAUGAAGGAAAAGAAAUUACGUGCAGUGAUAACAGCUUCAGUCAACUGGAGUCCCUUAGUCUUGAUCAUCUUGAGAACCUUGAAAGAUGGCAUUUAGCCACAAGUGCCAUGCCUCAUAUUAAAGGUGUUGGUAUCCAGGAUUGUAGAAAGCUGAAGGAGAUUCCAGAGAGAAUGAAAGACGUGGGGAGAUGUUGAGCAGAUAUUAUAAAUCAGGUUCAUGAAGUUGUCUUGUCCAAGCAUCAAUCAACUUAUUUCAACAUUCAGUUUUUUUUUCAAUGUUUCAUUUCUUUUUGUUUUUGGCUUUGUUUUAGUGUGUGGAAUUGGUUCGAAGAGUACUUUUCGGAUUCAAUGCAAAAAUGAUUUUUUGAUGAUUUAA
Messenger RNA from Solanum dulcamara, 2808 nucleotides. Its product is annotated as disease resistance protein RPP13-like. Bases 90 to 2627 code for a protein of 845 amino acids. NCBI's taxonomy places the organism in Eukaryota, Viridiplantae, Streptophyta, Magnoliopsida, Solanales, Solanaceae. The record is from RefSeq and is a predicted model, not a curated record. Gene Ontology annotation, biological process: defense response to other organism. The transcript has a single exon. Gene Ontology annotation, molecular function: ADP binding.